Rosa rugosa (rugosa rose) is the source of this 2286-nucleotide messenger RNA. RefSeq names its product protein DA1-related 1-like. NCBI's taxonomy places the organism in Eukaryota, Viridiplantae, Streptophyta, Magnoliopsida, Rosales, Rosaceae. The coding region runs from base 574 to 2163 and encodes 529 amino acids. The record is from RefSeq and is a predicted model, not a curated record. Gene Ontology annotation, molecular function: ubiquitin binding. The transcript is spliced from 14 exons.
GAAAACAAUGGAGGAUCAACCAUCAGCUUCUUUGAGUCAUUGUCAACCAGAAAAGGGUUCAUGGGGUUUUUGACAUUUAGUGGAGUGCGGUGGAGAAUUGGUGGAGGACCCACGUUGAGAGAAACAAAAGCACAAAGAGUUUUGAGCAUUAAAUUCAAUGCAAUUCGAUAAUUGAAUACAACAGCCUCUUCCAAAAUUGGGUCUGCGUUUUGAUUCCUCCUAUCUUCAAAAAUCUGUCUUUUUUGGUGGCCUUUAAGGAAAAAAGCAAGGUUGAGCGAUUUGCAGGGUGGGAGAAUAUCUUUUCUGGGUCCUCAUAAAAGUCAUAGGUGACCAUGCAUCUUGGGAAUUGGGAAUUUUAUCUGAUCUGGGAUUUAUCAGUUUCUACCACUGUCUCUGCAGAUUCUUAAUCUAUUUAAGGUGUGCCAUGAUUAAAACUUAUUGAUUGAAUUCCUCUAUGCGACAAAUCUCACUUGAUCUGGUUCUUGCUUUGUGAAUGUCAUUGCGUUAACAUUGCGACAAAAAUUCAAUUAACAGGAAAUUUUUUUGCCAGCCCUGGCAAGUAAGACUUCUUGCAUGGGUUGGCUGACUAAGAUUCUUAAAGGUUCUAGUCAUAAAGGGCACUAUCAUGGUAAAUAUGGACAUGAAAGAACAUGGGAUGAGCCUCGAAAUUCAGUGGAGGAAGACAUAGAUUGUGCUAUUGCAUUGUCCCUUUCGGAACUAGAUCAGAAAGGAAAAAGAGUAAUUGAGGAUGAAUCUCAAUCAGAGGAUGAAGAACAACCUGCUAAAUUUGAAUCCGAUGAUGAUGAAUCACCUGCCAAAGUUGAAUCAGAGGAUGAUGAGCCACCUGCUAAAGUUGAAUCAGACCAUGACGAACCACCUGCCAAAAUUUCAUAUGAGGAAGAUGAUCAAAGUGCUAAAAUUCAAUUGGAGGAAGAUGAACAGCUUGCGAUGGCUAUUCAGGAAAGUUUGAAAGUGGAUUCUCCUCCUCGACAUGACACUGGCAGUAUUUUUCGACCAUUUCCAUUCUUCAAUCCAGCUGGUAGCAGGAUAUGUGCUGGCUGUAAACGGGGGAUUGGCCAUGGCCGAUACUUGAGUUGUGUUGGUGCUGUUUGGCAUCCAGAUUGUUUUUGUUGCCAUGCUUGCAAUCUUCCAAUUACUGAUUAUGAGUUUUCUAUGUCUGGGAAUCACCCUUACCACAAAUCCUGCUACAAGGAGAAGCAUCAUCCAAGAUGUGAUGUUUGCAAGAGUUUUAUCCCAACAAACUCAGCUGGUCUUAUCGAGUAUAGGGCACAUCCUUUCUGGCUACAGAAGUACUGCCCCUCUCAUGAGCAUGAUAGGACUCCUCGGUGUUGUAGCUGUGAAAGAAUGGAGCCAAGGGACACAAAAUAUCUGUUACUUGAUGAUGGUCGAAAGCUAUGUCUGGAGUGUCUAGACUCAGCAAUUAUGGAUACUCACGAAUGCCAACCCCUAUACCUUGAAAUACAAGAAUUUUACGAAGGUUUAAAUAUGAAAGUGGAACAGCAAGUUCCAAUGCUCUUGGUGGAGAGACAAGCACUAAACGAGGCCAUGGAGGGAGAAAAGAACGGUCAUCAUCACUUGCCUGAGACUAGAGGACUCUGCUUAUCAGAAGAACAGACUGUUACCACUAUUUUUAGGAGGCCGAAGAUUGGAGCGGGCUACCGGAUGAUAGACAUGAUAACUGAGCCUUAUAGACUGGUUCGUCGCUGCGAAGUGACAGCAAUUCUCGUAUUGUAUGGCCUUCCUAGGUUAUUGACAGGGUCUAUUCUUGCUCAUGAGAUGAUGCAUGCAUGGCUGCGGCUCAAAGGUUAUCCAAAUUUGAGCCCAGAGGUUGAAGAAGGUAUCUGCCAAGUGCUGGCACAUAUGUGGCUGGAUGCAGAGACGUAUUCUGCACCUGGUAGUGAUGUUGGAACAUCAUCGUCGUCUUCCUCUUCUUCCUCAGUGUCCUCUUCUAGUUCGGGACCAUCUAAGAAAGGUAAACGGUCCGACUUUGAGAAGAAACUUGGUGACUUUUUUAAACACCAAAUCGAGUCAGAUUCAUCCACAGCUUAUGGAGAAGGAUUCAGACAAGGUAACCAAGCAGUGCUCAAGUAUGGCCUAAGGAGGACCCUUGACCAUAUUCAAAUCACAGGAAGCUUCCCCUGACUUAUAGAAAGCGAAGAUAUAAAGAGUUGUUACCACAUAAAAUCCAUACCCUGGCAUUGGCAUAUUGAUUUUAUAGGACUAAAAUCCAUAUACAUAUUAAGAGAAAGAGAAAGCAAAAGAAAA